CGCCCUUCAGUACGCCGUGCUCUCGUGUCUUGUUCAAUCAAUGCUUUUUUUCUGUGGUGUAGGGUAGUUGUGUGGCGUGGAAGAAAUUCUAGUCAAGUAAAAAUAGAAAAUAGUAACGAAAGUACGCCUGAUAAAGGUAGUGCUGAGCAGAAAUGGCUAAUGAGAAUAAGGAAAUAGGUGACAUCGUAAAGAAAUGCAAAAUCUUGCUUUUAGACAUCGAGGGAACAACAACAUCGAUCAGCUUUGUUAAGGACAAGCUGUUUCCGUAUGCAGAGGAAAACGUUAAGCAGUUCCUGGAGAGCGAAUGGGAGAACGGGGACGUGAAGGAGGCAGUGACUGCGCUUCGAAAACUUGCGCUUGAGGAUAAGGAGAAAAGCGUUGAAGGACUCGUCCCUAUUCCUGGAGAGGAUGCAUCAAAGGAAGAUCAAAUAGAGGGUUUGGUCAAGAAUGUAAAGUGGCAGAUGUCUUCUGACCGAAAGGUGGGCCCCCUUAAGCUUUUGCAAGGCCUUAUUUGGAAGCAGGGCUAUGACAAGGGAGAUAUAAAGGGCCAUGUAUAUGAUGAUGUAUGCUCAGCACUUGAGCAAUGGCACUCUGUGGACGGUCAGAAGAUCUACAUAUAUUCGUCUGGCUCAGUGCAAGCUCAGAAACUUUUGUUUGGUCAAUCUCUUGCUGGGGACUUGCUGAAAUACAUUGAUGGCCACUUUGACACUGCUAUUGGAGCCAAACAAGAAUCAGCUAGCUACACUUCUAUUGUAGAGAAAGUUGGCUGUGAUGCUAAUGAAAUUCUAUUCCUUACUGAUAUUGAUAAAGAAGCUGAAGCGGCUAAAAGCGCUGGUUUAUGCGUGGCGCUCGUCAGCCGAGAGGGCAAUGCUCCUCUAACUUCAGAGGCUACAGAGGCCUUUGCAGUGAUCCAGUCCUUCACACAACUCUCCGUUACCAACAAGCGCAAGACAGAUCCUCAGGAUGAACUACCGGCUAAAGUUCCUAAAACAGAUGUAAGUUAUGAUGUUAAAACAGAAGCAGAGACAGCUGCUAACGAAUCUACUGUUCAGGAUAAAAAAAACGAAGAACCUGAAAAAAUGGAUGUUGAAGAAAGUCAAUCGGUGAAAGAUGUUACAAAAGAGGAAAAACUUAAAGAUGAACCCACCCCAGUGAUCAUUGAAGAAGUUUCUAAGGAUGUCAAAACCCCAGGGUCUGAAAUUAAAAUAAUCAUAACUGAAGUUAAAGAAGAUAAUGUAGAGAAAAAAGAUGAAUCUGAAAAAAUGGAGACCGAUUCUGAAAAGGUAGAGGAGUCUAAAAAUAUUACUCAAAACACAGAAAAAGUAGAAAAAGAAAAGACUGAACCUAAGGCAAACGCAAAAGAAGCAAAAGAAAGCAUUAAACCAGAAGAGAAGACUGAUAAUGAAAUAAGUGAUGUGCCAAAAGAAAAUUCUGAAGUGAAUAAAGAUGAAAAGACUACACCAAUUGCAAAGGAAGCUACUUCUACUGUUAUUACGGAAAUAGAGGAAAUAAGUGAUAAAGAAAAUAUUGGUGACAUGGCAGAAAUUGUAGAUGAUAUAGAACCAGUUGUUGAGGAACCCAAUGCGGCUGAAGAUAUUGAAGAUUUGCAGAAUGUUGGUGAGGUUUUAGAAAAAGAAUGUGACGAGAUUUUAUCUAAAGUACAAGACGUUACGAAUUUGGAUAAUAUUCCACUUAAACCUUUAUUAAAUCCUAUUGUUGAAGAAUCUAUGGAGACUGAAAAUUUAGACUCUAAUGAUAUCGUUGAAAGAAUAUUAGAGUCAGAAAUAGAGCUUGAAAUGAAACAGCAAGAUGAGACUAAUAAAAAAGCAACCGAAGACACUAAAGAAAUAACAAAAGACUCAACUGUUAAAAUUGAUAAAAAAGUAGAAGAUAAUAAAGAAAAAACAGAAAUUUCCGAAAUAAAAGAAAAUAAAGCUAUAUCUUCAGAAAGUCUUGAUUCAGAUGAAAAAGUAGUAGAAAGCAAUGAUAAGAUGGAUAUUACUCCUGAAAAAACAGAAACGAAAAGCAGUCCACAAGAAAAAGAAACAAUUAAGGAUGAUGAAAAACUAAAAUCUGAAAUUGAGAAGAGUGUAGAGUCUUCAGAGAAAACAAGUGAUGUCAAAAUAGCUGAUACACAAGUAGAUGCGGUUAAGGCAGAAGAAAAAUCUAAAGAAAGUACAACAGAUGAGUCGCAAGUAAAUGGCAAAACAAACGGCGAAGCGGAUAAAGUGAAUCAAAAUGGAGAUGCUAAUAAAGAUGAAGAAUUAAGUUCGCGACUAUCUGUUGAAAAUGUUAAAGAGGUAAAUGGCUCUAAUGGUGAUUCUAUGAAGAAGGAGAAUGGACAAGAAGCGAAGAAGGUGGAAUCGGAGGUAUCUGAUAUUAAAGUAAAGACAGUUACAACAGAGGAACCGCGCACUGAACGUAUAGAGCAACCUACUGAGGCAUAAAUUGUUGUCGGGCGAGAUGUUUUCUGGGCGUCUAAGCGUUGGCUCACAUCAGAUGAUUGACAAGACUGAGGCUGCUCCCAGGCUGACAUCACUACCUAGUUUAUAUAUUAUUGAUAAUGAACAUUAAAUGUACCGCGCGGUGACUGUUUUGUACAUUGCCAAUGUAAAGCAAUACUAAUAAAAUGUGUAAGUGCGAUAAAUGAUUGUAUAAAUGACGCAUAUUUUCUACUCAUGAUGAAUGUGAAUUUAUCGCGAUUAAUUACUUCCCUUUUUUGAAAUAUAUUAUGUCUAUGCUUUUUAAGUUGUACACUGUAAGUAAAUAUUAAUAUUUUCUUUGUUUUAAUUCUUUUCAUGGGAUUUAAUGGUUUAUUUUUAAUAGAUAACAUUAAAACCCCUGAACAUAUGGUGAAUAAUAUGCAGUAAUUUAUUGAGCUUAGAUGUUUUAUACUCAUUUUACUUAUCUGUGGAAUGUAUUCUGAGAUGAACGUUGAUCGUCGUGUUUUACAAUUUCGCCAAUCGAAAUGGUUUUUUUUUUUGUAAAGAGCGACAGUACAAUUAUAUAAUCGUAAGAGAUGGAUGAAAUGAUAAUCGCACAAUUUUCAUCACAAUAUAAUAAGCAUAUAAAACAUUCCUUUACAAUUGAUUGUUUUAAGCAAAUUAGUUAGGAUGCUUUUUAGAUUAAUUCCUUGUAUUCGUGCUCUUGUUCCUUGUGAUGUGGAUUCAAAGUGUUUUUGGACUGAAUUAUAAUAAUGUACGUUGGAGCAUUUUAAGUUCCUGUUCCAAUAUACAUUAUUUUUAUUAGAAACUAUUUAUAGAUUAACGAUUUUUUUAUUGAAAAAUUGGCCGAUAAUAGUACCAAAAAUACGUUAAGACUACAACUAAUUGAUUUUUUUUUUACAAAUUAAUCACAAUAUUUGCGCGAGUACAGGGCAGGCAUUGUACAAUUUUGUCACCGCUUGUCGUAUUUGACUAAGGUAAGUUUUAUUCCUAAGUAUUAACUGUAUUGUGAUCUUAAUUAACGUACACAUUACAGAAUUUUCGUAUUUUUCUUACACUGCCAAAACACUUGACCGUCUCUCGUUCAACGUUGGUUUGCCUUACACAUUGUGAUAUUGACAUGACAAGACUGUAAUAAAAUAAGUGAUUCAUUUUUGGGCUGUGUAAGUAUGGUAUAAAUAGGUGCAGAAGGUAAACGAUUGAAUGGAAAUGGUAUAUUGGUCGUUGCGUCACUAAACAUCACUACAGAUCUGUGUUUUUGUUUAUUUUAAAGCACAGAUUAUUUAAAAUUGUGUUUUACUCUUAUGUAUUAUAAACCGCCUGUGAUUUUUAUUUCUAUUUUUAUAUUUAUAAUUGGUAUAAUAAAUUACAAACAAUAAUUUAAUUAAUUACUGUAGAUCAAAAAAUAAACCCAAUCUACAUUAAAUAACUAGUCAUGGUGCCUCUGAAUCUCGAAGUACUUUGUAACGUGUACGUAACAUUCAUAUUGGUAAUAUUUUGUCCAUAGUAUUCAAUGUAAGGGAUACUAUUUUGUAUUUUCUUUUUAAUUAUAAGGUCUAAAUUUAUGUUCCUUUAGUUUUUAAGGUCGGUAAUGAGGUCGAUUUGGCAAACCAUUGUUGAUUGGGAGAUCAAGCUCCUUUAUGUAGACUGAUUUUUUACUAAUAUUUACUCUCAACUUCCAUUCAAUAUCUCAAACCAGUUUUUUUAUCAAUUUUAUUUUCGCUGAACAGUGUCAAAAUGAGAUAAUUGAAACACGAGAGAAGCUUGAGUAUUAUGUAAGUUCUUCAGUUUCCUAGGAUACCUUGUAUAAAUAACAAGAUUUUGAACGCGUCUGAAAUGUAUUAAUUUGAAUUAUCACCACUAAUGACGUUGAAAUAUAAUGGAUGUAGAAUA
Messenger RNA from Nymphalis io (European peacock), 4337 nucleotides. It is a transcript of the gene Enoph, whose product is annotated as enolase-phosphatase E1. Lineage: Eukaryota; Metazoa; Arthropoda; Insecta; Lepidoptera; Nymphalidae. The transcript is spliced from 7 exons. The record is from RefSeq and is a predicted model, not a curated record. Gene Ontology annotation, molecular function: acireductone synthase activity; magnesium ion binding. Bases 153 to 2447 code for a protein of 764 amino acids.